UUUAAAGAUUAUUAGGGGAAAACUCUCUCUCUUCUGUUUCAAAACGAAAAGGGAAUCAAUCAUUUUGUAAUGGACGCAUUGGGUGGUUUCUGGGGAUUGAACGGCUUCAAUCACCGGAGGAAGAAGAACAACUCUUCCGGCGAUAGGCGCAAUCAGCGGAAGUCCGGAUCGUCUGAUUCCGUCGACGUGAGCAGAGACGCCGCCGGUUAUCAGUUUCCGUUAAAGCAAGCUGUGACGGCCGGCGCGCUCACUUUCACCGGUGACACGAUCGCUCAGUUAUCAGGGAGGUGGAAGAAGAGAGCCGCCGCUCUUAAGCAAUCGUCUUCUGAUAAACCAGACCAGGAGGAACUGUGGAACCUUUUCUCAGAACAUGAUUGGGUUCGUGCACUACGGAUGAGUACUUACGGGUUUCUCUUGUACGGUCCUGGUUCUUAUGCAUGGUAUCAAUACCUUGACCGUUCUUUGCCAAAACCAACCGCGACCAAUAUAGUGCUUAAGGUUCUGCUUAACCAAGUGAUCCUUGGUCCAUCUGUGAUCGCUGUUAUAUUUGCUUGGAACAACUUGUGGCUGGGAAAAAUCUCUGAGCUUGGAAACAAGUAUCAGAAAGAUGCUCUUCCAACGCUCCUUUAUGGCUUUCGCUUCUGGGUUCCUGUUAGCAUACUUAACUUUUGGGUAGUACCGCUUCAAGCUCGUGUAGCGUUCAUGUCAAUGGGUUCUGUGUUCUGGAACUUCUACUUGUCUUCAACUUUGAGCAAGUAGAUGCACAGAGAUUUAUCUUCAGCCUCACUGACUGAUGAUAAUAUCAAAGCUUCCAAUGCUAAAGUGAAGCAGGAACUCGUCAAGAAGCCCUUUAAAACCUCUAUCAAAUUUGUCUCGUUUUCUAUGGUUUUCUAGAGAAAUACAGUAAAAAUAUAUUGGGAAGAAAUUAUCUCUUUUGUAGUAAUUAUUGCUUAUUUUAAAAAAAAAUCUAAAUAAUAUUGUUAUUGAAGAAUAAUUAAGCAUUUGUUGGAUUUAUGUAUUUUUAAUA
Brassica rapa (field mustard) is the source of this 1027-nucleotide messenger RNA. RefSeq names its product protein SYM1. NCBI's taxonomy places the organism in Eukaryota, Viridiplantae, Streptophyta, Magnoliopsida, Brassicales, Brassicaceae. Gene Ontology annotation, cellular component: membrane; cytoplasm. The record is from RefSeq and is a predicted model, not a curated record.